AUGGCAUCUGCUUCGACAGCAUCAACCAGCCAGCCUGUUGCCGAAAAUGGCCAGCAGCCUGUCGCCGUUGUAUGCGUCGGCAUGGCCGGGUCGGGCAAGACGACCUUCAUGCAACGCAUCAACGCUCACCUCCACGGGAAAAAAGACCCGCCCUACGUGAUCAACCUCGACCCAGCGGUGCUGAACGUCCCCUUCGACAGCAACAUCGACAUCCGAGACAGCGUCAACUACAAGGAGGUGAUGAAGCAGUACAACCUGGGCCCGAACGGUGGCAUCCUCACGUCCCUCAACCUCUUCGCGACAAAGGUCGACCAGAUCCUCGGCCUCCUCGAGAAGCGCACACAGCCCGACCCGGCCAACCCGAACAGGAAGCCGAUCAACAACAUCCUGGUGGACACUCCCGGCCAGAUCGAGGUGUUCGUGUGGUCCGCAUCGGGGACGAUCCUGCUCGAGAGCCUGGCCUCGAGCUUCCCGACGGUCAUCGCGUACAUCAUCGACACGCCGCGGACGAGCUCGACGUCGACGUUCAUGAGCAACAUGCUCUACGCCUGCAGCAUUCUCUACAAGACCAAGCUGCCCAUGAUCCUCGUGUUCAACAAGACCGACGUCAAGGACGCAAGCUUCGCCAAGGAGUGGAUGACGGACUUCGAGGCCUUCCAGGCCGCGCUCCAGGACGACGAGAACAGCAACGCUUUUGGCGGGACGGAAGGCGGCGAGGGCGGGGGCAGCGGGUACAUGGGGAGUCUACUGAACAGCAUGAGCCUGAUGCUGGAGGAGUUCUACGCGCACCUGAGUGUCGUCGGCGUGAGCAGCAUGACGGGCGCGGGUGUCGACGACUUCUUCGAGGCGGUCGCCGUGAAGGCGGAGGAGUUCAAGAGGGACUACCAGCCAGAGCUGGAGAAGAAGAGGAAGGAGAGGGACGAUGCGAAGCGGGCGACGAGAGAGAAGGAGCUGGACAAGAUGAUGAAGGGCAUGUCCAUGGCUGGCCUCGCUACAGACGAGAAGAAGGACGGCGACGGCGACAUCGAUGCCAUCAGCGACCAGGACUCAGACGAGUACGAUGACGACGAGACGGACCGCCAUGGCCUGCAAGCGAGAUAUGAGGCGGCGAUGGAGGGUGGCGAGGAGACUCUCAGCCAGGAGGCCAGCUUUGCAAAGUUUCUACACCAGCAGCAGAAGAAUCAAGGCUAG
Messenger RNA from Diaporthe citri, 1191 nucleotides. RefSeq lists its product as uncharacterized. Gene Ontology annotation, molecular function: GTPase activity. NCBI's taxonomy places the organism in Eukaryota, Fungi, Ascomycota, Sordariomycetes, Diaporthales, Diaporthaceae. The transcript has a single exon. Bases 1 to 1191 code for a protein of 396 amino acids. The record is from RefSeq and is a predicted model, not a curated record.